AUGCAGGAGACUUAUGUCCACCUGUGGGAACUAUUCUACACAGAGAACAAAGAGGAAAAAUGCAAAGGCGAAGCCUCAUGGAGGCUGCUGCAGCUAAAAAGAAUGAGACCAGUAACUGAGAGAUGUGGACCUUGCUAUGCCACCUGCCCAAGAGACUGGAUUGGAUUUGGAAGUAAAUGUUUUUAUUUUUCUAAAGACAUGAUAAACUGGACAUUCAGCCAGACCUCUUGCAUGGAACUAGAAGCCCAACUAGUUCUAUUUGAGAGCCUGGAGGAGCUGAAUUUCCUGAAGAGAUACAAGGGACCUUCUGACCACUGGAUCGGCCUUCACAGAGAGUCACCAGAACAUCCUUGGAUGUGGACAGACAACAGUGAAUAUAACAACUUGGUUCCCACCCAAGGAGCAGGAGAGUGUGCCUACCUGAGUGACAGAGGGAUCAGCAGUGGCAGGGACUAUACGCACAGGAAGUGGAUUUGCAGCAAGUCCAACAGCUACACUUUACAGUGCCCAGUGACCAGUACUUUUAAAUCCAGGCUAGAGAAUGUUUCAAAACAUCCAUGAGAAAGCUGUAUCAUAUUACCUACAGGUGCCGCUUCAUUCUUGAUCUUCACAAAUCAUUAUGAAAACCCAUUCACAAUGUACGCUAACUUCAAGGCAAAAACUAUCCUUGAGGACUAUUCAUGUGUGUGCUUGGGAGACAAUGAAUGGUUUUAAACUAAGUAGGUGUUCAGGUAUGAGUUGGUACUCAUAUCUUGAAACCUAAACCACAAUCAAUCAGUAUUAGUGACCUCCACUUUUAUGACCAGUAACGAUUUUUUUCAUUACUUCUUACUUUGAAUGAGUAGGACAAAAAAAAAAAAUGUGGGGUGACUGAAAGUUGUGGAAUGAUUCAAAAAAUCACAAGAAACAUGAUACUUAGACUGUACCCUCCAAAUAUUUUUGGAAACACAAUUAACAUUCUUUUACAAACUCAAUGACCAAUAUGCAAGGAUAUCUAGCUAAGUUAAAACACAUAUUUUAUAUUCUGUAAUGUAACUCAUCAAGAAUGUUUCUCAAAAUUGUUUUGGACUUUACUUGUCAAGUAAUGGUUUUUAAUUACAUUAGACUAUGGCCAUGUUAUAAGCAAUGCCAUUUUAUUUUCUUAAUUUAAUUUUUUGAUAAUUCAUACACUAGUAUAUCACUUAAACUCCCCUUUUGAUUCCUUUAGGAUCAAGAAACAAUUUAUUACUAAAACUUCUUAGUAUUUGAUGCCUUAUCUUGCAAUAGUUUUCAUAUUGUUGAGUUGGAACAAAAAAUAUUACAGUUUCUCUUGUAUCACUAAUGGCCCUGCAUUGAUGACUCCACAAAGAAACAAAAUAGCAGGACACUUUUAUUAGUUCUGUCACCCGACUUCCUUGCUAUAUAGAUGGAACCAGUUACACUUGCCUGGCAAGCAUGUUCUAUUAAUCCUUAGCACCAUACACAUUUAUAACAUUUUAUUUUGUAAGAAGGUGUCUAUGUAAUAUACAGAUGGCUAGAAUUAUAGUUGUGCAUCACCACAUAGGACAUGCCAUUGCUCUCUAUUCAAGUAUAUGUUCAGGGCUGGCAACAUGGCUCAGAAGAUAAAGACACUUGUCACUAAACCUGACAACUUGAGUUCUACGUCUGGAUUCACAUGGUGGAAGGACAAGUUGUCCUCUGACCUCCACGCUUGAGCUAUACAUAUGCAGAUAAAAUUAGUAAAUAAUAAGGUAAGCCAUA
Molecule: messenger RNA, 1740 nt
Organism: Cricetulus griseus (Chinese hamster)
Lineage: Eukaryota; Metazoa; Chordata; Mammalia; Rodentia; Cricetidae
Source: RefSeq, a predicted model, not a curated record